Molecule: messenger RNA, 879 nt
Organism: Spizellomyces punctatus DAOM BR117
Lineage: Eukaryota; Fungi; Chytridiomycota; Chytridiomycetes; Spizellomycetales; Spizellomycetaceae
Product: YbgI/family dinuclear metal center protein
Exons: 10
Coding region: 1-879 (292 amino acids)
Cellular component (GO): cytoplasm; mitochondrion
Source: RefSeq, a predicted model, not a curated record
AUGGGUGAACGGCACCAUACUUUUUACUUUCUGAUCUCCACGGGGAAAACAAUCGACAUGACUCUCUUGCAACAUGUGACCCGCUGCAUGGAAAAGAUUGCGCCAUUGAAGCUUGCUGAAACUGCCUGGGACAAUGUCGGCGUUCUUGUAGAGGCCCCCUUCCCACGCACAAACGCGACCCGCAUCUUCCUUACUAUCGAUCUUCGGCAGCAUGUGCUCGAAGAAGCUCUCAAGGAUCCAAAAAUCGGUGUCAUUGUGGCCUACCACCCUCCAAUCUUCAAAGCGGUAAAGCGUUUGUGCAUGAAUGACGAUAAACAAAGCAUCGCGCUGAAAUGCGCGGCGUCUGGUGUGUCGAUCUUCUCACCUCACACGGCGUUGGACAACUGUAUUGGCGGUAUAAACGAUUGGCUUGCUCGGGGUCUAGGGGUUGGACAGACAACCGUGAUCAAUGCAAUCAAAGAUCCUCCGGCAGACCAAUUGGGAUCUGGAUCUGGGCGGAUACACCUGCUUGAGAAGCCAGUCGAUAUACACGAGAUGGUGCGACGAGUCAAAUCUCAUCUGAAACUCGCGCACGUCCGUCUAGCGACUCCAACGCAAAAUAAGCCGAUCACGUCAAUCGCCAUCUGUGCAGGAUCUGGUGCCUCUGUCUUGAUGAAUACCAAGGCGGACUUGUACUUGACAGGCGAGAUGUCGCAUCAUGAAGUCCUGGCUGCUCUCGCAGAUGAUAUAAGCGUGAUUUUGUGUGAGCAUACAAACACAGAACGCGGAUAUCUCGCUGAAGUGUUACAACCACGUCUUCAGACCCUACUUCGCGAAACUGAGCCGGCCACGGAGGUUGUUGUAAGCAGUAUCGAUAGAGACCCGCUCGUGGUAGUGUAG